Messenger RNA from Macrobrachium nipponense, 1352 nucleotides. RefSeq names its product procathepsin L-like. Gene Ontology annotation, cellular component: lysosome. Bases 70 to 1053 code for a protein of 327 amino acids. The transcript is spliced from 6 exons. Gene Ontology annotation, molecular function: cysteine-type endopeptidase activator activity involved in apoptotic process; cysteine-type endopeptidase activity. The record is from RefSeq and is a predicted model, not a curated record. NCBI's taxonomy places the organism in Eukaryota, Metazoa, Arthropoda, Malacostraca, Decapoda, Palaemonidae. Gene Ontology annotation, biological process: positive regulation of peptidase activity; positive regulation of apoptotic signaling pathway; immune response.
ACAGUGCUUAUCAACUUGCUUACCUUUGUCCUGUUUCAUAACAAUUUAACGAUAUGCUGUCUCUUUCAGAUGAAGUCUAUCGCCCUUGUCUUGCUUGGCGUGGCUUUAGCCACAUGCAGUCCGGCCACUAAUGAACGAUGGAUUGAAUUCAAGAAAGCCUACGGCAAAACUUAUGCAUCUUUGGAGGAGGAGCGUUACAGAGAAUCCGUCCACGAUCAGAAUCAGAAAUUCAUCGACGAUCACAACGCUAAAUACGAUCAAGGCCUGGAGACUUUCAGCCUCAAGAUGAACCAGUUUGGAGAUAUGACACAGGAUGAAAUCGUGUCGACGAUGAAUGGUCUGCAGACGCGGGAAGGAUCCUCCACUAAGACAUUCAGUUACGAUUCCGAUGAACCUUUGACUGAAACCGUUGACUGGAGGCUGAAAGGAGCCGUUACGGCGGUCAAGGAUCAAAAACAGUGUGGAUCCUGCUGGGCUUUCUCUACGACUGGGUCAUUGGAAGGUCAGCAGUUCCUGAAGACAGGCAUGCUAGUUAGCCUCUCGGAGCAAAACCUGGUCGACUGCUCCUCGGAUUUCGGCAACCUAGGAUGCUUUGGAGGCCUGAUGGAUAACGCAUUCAAGUACAUCAAAGCCAACAAGGGCAUUGACACGGAGGAGUCCUAUCCAUACGAAGCAAAGGAUGGCAAAUGUCGUUUCGACCCAGCUAAAGUAGGAGCGACUGACACAGGAUUCGUAGACCUCCCAAAAGGAAAUGAGUCUGCCUUACAGAACGCCGUUGCAAAGAUUGGUCCCAUCAGUGUUGGAAUAGACGCUUCCAGGUCCUCAUUCCACUUCUAUCAUUCAGGAGUGUACAGCGACAACGACUGUUCUUCCACACAACUCGACCACGGCGUCUUGGCCAUAGGCUAUGGAACUGAUGAGAAGGGCGGAGAUUUCUGGAUCGUCAAGAAUUCCUGGAACCAAACCUGGGGCGAAGAGGGAUACAUCAGAAUGUCAAGGAACAACAAGAACAACUGCGGAAUUGCCACUCAGGCUUCGUACCCACUAGUGUGAGGUAUUGCUUCUUGACAUCAUGCCUACUGAAGUUAUAUACGUAUUGCUUCUCGCACAUCAUAACCAUAAGUUUAAAGAAUGCUACUAAUACUUCAUGCAACGUAAAAGCACCAUACAAACAAACAAACAAAUACUUCAUGCACACUGAUGUAAGAGUUUUUUUUUUUUUUCUUAAAUGCCAUGCCCUCUGCUGUGCGGUAUUGUUUCUGAAAUAUUACCCAGACUUACAUAAAACUUACACAUUUACAAUAUUAUAAUGAAGGCGUCUAGAUUUAUUCGCAUGCUGAAUAUAUAUAUAU